AUGGAGAUGGACAACAACCUUCUUACGACAAUGGUGGAAAGAUGGAGAAAAGAAACACACACAUUCCACCUUCUAGAGGGAGAGAUGACGAUUACGUUGAAGGACGUAGCCAUGCUGACAGAGCUUCCAAUCGAUGGUGAUGCAAUAAUUGAAAGUUCACAGAAACCAUUGAAUGGUUGGGGCCAAUUACAUACAGUACAAACAAUUCUAAAUUAA
This is a messenger RNA of Linum tenue, 216 nucleotides long. The record is from the annotation of a GenBank genome assembly. Lineage: Eukaryota; Viridiplantae; Streptophyta; Magnoliopsida; Malpighiales; Linaceae.